UCUGUGUCGUUCCGGGAAAGGGAAGAGUUUAGUCCGCAUAGUUUAAGUUAUGAAGACUGAGAAGAGAAAAACAUACUCUGGCUGAGGUCCGACAGCUGCUCAUCUACAACGAGGCUGACGGCAGUCUGUUCUAUGAGUAAGAACAUGCACUGAUGACCGGAUCUCGUCCCAAGCCCUGUCAAAUAAUGAUCAGCGAAAUUGUCAUAGUGCGCCAUCCCGUCUGUGUGUGUGUACCUGUGAACCAUAAGGUAACUCUGCGCGUCCGUGCUGAGGGCACAGGUAUCCUCAGCUACCAGUGGUUCUCUGAAGAUGAAAACGAGGUGCCUGGUGCUACUCAAGCAGACCUGACAAUCCGAGCUCAAAAAAGCCAACUCUACGUGUGCCGAGUGAAUGACCAGUUUUUUAACUGUGUGUUCAGUGAGUGGGUGAAAGUGAAGGUGUUGGACAUAGAUAAAUCAGGCUUGCCGGUACACUGGCAGGGUGAGCCACACAUUGCUAUCAACCCUAAACCACAGACGGUUCGACAAGGCACAAAACUCGCUCUCCGCUGCGCUGCCUUUGGCAUUCCUGCUCCACACUACCAGUGGUACAGAAAUGGGCAGCCACUGCUCAACCAGACUAGUGACACACUGCAGAUUGACUGUGCAACAGCCGAACACGGAGGAUCGUACCUGUGUUCGGUAUCUAACGUGCUAGCGGAGAGGUGGAGCGAGCCCGUCGACGUUGACGUCGUGCAAAAUGAUCAGCUUCCUCUUGCCGCUCCAACAGCCACUGAUAAAGUUGCCCUACUCAUUGGCAACCUGAAUUACUCCAACCAUCCGGGCUUGAUGGCCCCUGUUAUGGAUGUACACAAGCUGGCCAACCUCCUGCAGCAUCUUCACUUCAGGGUGGUCUCCUUGCUGGAUCUCACCAGGGAGGAGAUGCUGGCUGCUAUUGAAAAGUUUGUCCAGCUCCUUGACAAAGGAGUUUACGGCCUUUUCUACUAUGCGGGUCAUGGAUAUGAGCACGCCGGGAGGAAUUACCUGGUGCCGGUGGAAGCUCCGCAACCGUACCGAACUGAAAACUGUGUCUGUGUGCAGAGAAUCAUGCUCAGUAUGCAGGAGAAGCAGACUGCGUUGAGUGUAAUCCUCCUCGAUACAUGUAGAAAAUGGUACAACCAGAGCUGCAUACCCUCAGCCAUCAUGCCACUAGGACCCAGUGGGAACACGGUUUAUGGUUAUGCCACAUGCGAAGAUGCUGAAGCCUUUGAGGUCCAGGAUGGAGGGAAAAGUACUGGAAUCUUCACGAAGUACUUGAACAUGCACAUCCUAGAGUCUGAGAAGGUCACGCACGUCUUAGAGAAGGUGUCUGAGGAUCUGGGCAGAGACCCUCUUGUCACAGGCAAGCAGGCUGUGGAGAUUAAACACACCCUGAAGGAACCCCGAUCCCUUGCAGAUAAAGUUCGGACCACUGGCCACACAAAGGAACUACAUCUACGAGAUGUCUGCUGGAGACAAGCGAAUGAUCUACCACGGAAGAAGCGUCUGAUGUUUCUUUGUGGCGUCGAAGUGGAACUCAGCUUCUCAGCUUUGUUCUCGAACGUCUUGGUAGCGUUUGCCACAGUAAAGACUACGGGCCCCCAUACACAGGACUGCACUGUCAUUCUAAGCAGUCUGCCGGCACUGGAAGACAUAUUUUCAAGGCCUGACAGGUCAGAGGAAAUGGACUCUCUACAUUUACAGAACGUGGAUAACCCAGACUGUAUUCUAAGACUGUGUUCUCUUCAGAAACUAAAGGAAUCGCUUGUCAUCAAAGUGGAUCUACACUAUACCCAUACCGACAGUAAGCUGCGUCUGACUGAAAGCCAGCAGGUGGACAUAGGAACGCCUCUGGUGGCCUCCUGUAAACUGUACAGGAGGAAUCGUGCAGUAAAAGACAAGAAAGAAGAAGGUGCUUGUGCUCAAAGUAUGGGCAAAAUCUCUCGCAGCAAACCCCUGCUCCAACAGGCCGUGGCUGGUCCAUGUCGCCCUUUCACCAGGAAGGCAGUGUGUGCUGCUAAAACUGCAACUACACGGAGCAAUGAACCUGAAGAGAACGACGAGACUGAACUACAAGACUUUGCUCUUUGGCAUUAGACCUUUCCGCUCCUACCUUUGUAAAUACCAGUAAGAUUUUUUUUCUUAACAGAUGCUGAUCAUCUACUUGUCUGUUGAUUAAUGAUGAUAAUCAAUAAGCAAUUCAGUGACUGAGGUUUAUGUUACUAGCCCAGUACAUUAACAGUGAUUUCAUCAUAAAUUGUAUAAUACUUAACAAAAAAAAAAAAAAAAAAAAAAAAACAUUAUUUGCGUAUGACACUUUUUCAGUCAGUGGCAAGCUGGCUGGCCUAAUUUAUCAAACAUUACUAUCAAUAAUUUAUCUAAUAAAGACUACAACUUUCAUCAUUA
Messenger RNA from Mugil cephalus (flathead mullet), 2423 nucleotides. RefSeq names its product MALT paracaspase 3 (gene malt3). The transcript has 15 exons. The record is from RefSeq and is a predicted model, not a curated record. Gene Ontology annotation, biological process: proteolysis. Lineage: Eukaryota; Metazoa; Chordata; Actinopteri; Mugiliformes; Mugilidae. The coding region runs from base 153 to 2114 and encodes 653 amino acids. Gene Ontology annotation, molecular function: cysteine-type endopeptidase activity.